GUUCUGCAAUGAUAUAAAAAUAAGACCUCUCUCAUUUCCACUCCAUUCCUUUUUGACCCCAUCAUGCCUCUUUCUCUUUACUCUUUGAUCCCAUGUAACACCCAUCAAAUUCUCUUAGUUUUUUUAUGAUAAAGAACACUUCUAACUCAUAUGAUAUGACAGUUUAAUUUCUUUUUGAUUAAGUGAGACUAGUUAACAUAUUCAAUAAUCAACUCCAUUUUUGCAGUUUCUACAUGGCUCAACAGGAAGAUGGUGGAUGGCCUUUGGGACUACAACCUUUGAAUGUAAGAGCAAGAAACUAUGAUUAUUCAGGAUCAAUCUCAUGCAACACUUUGCUUAGUGGCUCCCCUACCUUAACCUCCGUUUCUUCUUCGGAUCUAGAUACACAGUCCACAGGGUCAUUCUUUCAUGACAAGAGCAUCACACUAGGAAACCUUUUGGGUGUUUCAAGCAUUGUAGAACUUUCUAGAAGAUCUUUAGGAAGUAGGAGAAGAGGCGUUUCCGAAACCAUAACUUUGGGACGCAAUGGAAGAUCAAACACCAAAUCAAAAACUUGGUGUCUCAAGUUUUGUUUGUGCCCAAGAGAUAACAUCGAUGUUGAUAUUGCUAGAAAUAACACUGUUCCUCUUGGACGGUUUCUUGAAGUAGAAAGAAGAGCCGCUCAAGGACACAGACGAGAUCAACAUGGUCCAAUGGUUGUUGGACCUCAUGAGCUCGCCCUUCCUGAUCAACCUUUUGGAGAGAUACCGAAUUCAUUGUUUGUGGAUGGACGAAUUGCACCACCGGUCCAAUCAAGCCCUGGGUCAGGUUCGGAUUCCAAUGGACGAAAAGAGGGUAGAAGAUCGAGAACUCCAUGUUUUUGAGAAUUUGAAAUGUUAGGUUCUUUUUGUGAACUUGCCACAUAUUUCUUAUUCAUAACCAUGUUUGAUGUGUAGAUGUGAGUGUUUAAACUUCAUUUAGAUGAUCAAAGUUUAUAUAUUCUUUUUUUUUAA
Molecule: messenger RNA, 992 nt
Organism: Helianthus annuus (common sunflower)
Lineage: Eukaryota; Viridiplantae; Streptophyta; Magnoliopsida; Asterales; Asteraceae
Exons: 3
Coding region: 234-863 (209 amino acids)
Source: RefSeq, a predicted model, not a curated record